Molecule: messenger RNA, 2349 nt
Organism: Klebsormidium nitens
Lineage: Eukaryota; Viridiplantae; Streptophyta; Klebsormidiophyceae; Klebsormidiales; Klebsormidiaceae
Source: the annotation of a GenBank genome assembly
AUGGAGGCCCUCACGGAUGAGGAGCGUUAUCUCCUCGGUCUUGUGGCCGGGGAGAGGCACGAUGCAGUCUGCAAAGGUGCUAACUGCUUUUGCAAGCAGCAUCUCUCGCUGUUCGGUGGGGUGGGUCUUGAAAGGGAGCCCUGCGAAGGCCGGUGUUGUAGUCCUGCGAAUAGCAGCGCAACUGGGAAGCGUCCGCGAGCUGAGACUGAGAACGGCGGCUUCGUCACAGGGUCUGCACAACGGGGGGUGAAACGGAGGUCUAAAACCUACUGGGCCGCUCAGCCACUGCUGGAAGCAACUUGCAAUGAUGUGGUGGACCUUGGAGAGGGUGGGCCGUCAGCAUGCUCGGCCGGGGGGCAAGGGCCAGAUGUUAUCCGUGUAUGCGGCAGUUGCAUUUGCCCUUCAACGGCGUGCCUUCAUGUUGAGCCCGCACGUGUUGCAAUUGUCAUGCUGAUGGGUGCAGAGGCUGUCCAGGUAGAGACUCCAAAGCUCGUGCGCCCGACAGACGGGUUGGCCGUCCAUGACCCCCCCGUUACUCUGCUGAAGCAGCCAAUGAGAGUCAGCCAGCUGGCUGCGCGAGAUUUCGAGGAACUGAGUAGGAUGGCGGGAUUGUGUGCCCCUUGCCCCAAAGAGCCGCCCCCCUGUGCGACGGGCUGGUCAAGCUUGAUGCAGACGUCUCACAUCUACUCUCUGGACUGGUCGCAGGAGGUGAAAGUCCGCAUCUACUGUUGCAAGUGCUCGGAGAAGCACACGGUCCACUUUAACGGAGAGGCCUUGGGUUUGUACGCCUGGACUAGAAGCGUCAUCGUCACACAAGCGGCUUGCCAACUCCUGCUGCGAUGCGUGCAAGGCACUGGCUCUGCUUGUAACGCCCUUAUCGAGGCUAAGAACGCCGUCCGCCAGUUCUACUCACCUAGCGCCAAGCCUCUGUCCAGCGAGACCUGGCGGAGGGCGAGUCUCGGCUUCUUCAAGCUCUGUGGACGCUCCAUUCUCGAAUGUUGUAGCAUCUGCGGACCCCACCCGGAGGUACUUCUCUGCGACGGCAUCGCGGUGCUGGCUUGUGCCGACGGCGGGCGGCAGAAGGGAGGGCUGGCUGGGUCCAGCGCUGCGCAGUUGCGGCCAUUUACGGCGCCGAGUCAAGAUGCCAAGGGGGUGAAUGUUGUGAAGCUGAUGGAGCCGGGGGUCAACUUCUGUGCUGCGGCCUUGGGUGGGGCUGGCUUGAAGCGGCGUUUGGUGCACCAACCAGAGUUGCGUGCAUUGAUUGCGCGCUUUAGCCAGCAUCAUCCUGACGACCCCGAUCUAGGAGCCAAGCUGAGCAACGUGGAGUUCGAUGAAUUGCUGGCCGCACUCGACCGCGAGGACGUGCAGGUCGCCCCAGAGUUUGUGCCGAACCCCGUCGACGAAGAGGCCGACCCAGUGCUUUUCUACGAGCGGCGCCGCCUUCUCCUCGACCAGUUUGCACAGAUUCGAUCAAAGAACCGUGCCAUGCUGGCGCUCCUAGCGGGGAUCGAGACAGAGAGGCCCCGCGAGCUUCCCCUCUACGACCACCGCGAUGCCCCGCAAACGUUGCACCAUCUCUAUCGGCUGACCCUCUUCGGCCGAGGUGCUGUCGGACUCGGGGUGGGACGAGCCGGAUGGCCGUUGUCCGCUAUCGAGGGCCUCGACAACUGCGUCUCGGCAGCACGCGACUUCGUGGAGCGCCCGUGGACCCGCACCGCAGAACGCCUGCAGGCCGUCGAGUUCUGGGAGACGCGAGCGAAUGCCAUGCUCCCCGGUGUCGAGAACUUGACAGCGCCCUCUACGGCGUUGUACCCGCUCAACGUACCUGAGGCAGAGCUCUUGAACGAGCGGCUGGGUCUGAAUCCGGACGGUGAAUCAUGCGGAGCCCUUCCCUUAGAGCACUCCUUCUGCAAGGAGCAGCGUGUGCUCGGUUGCUACCCUCUGCCGGGGUGGGAACAGAAGCGCCCGCUCCCUCAAUACAAGCCCUUUGAGGACGAGCUAGGCCGGUCCAUUGAGGGCAGCGAAGAGCAUCGUUGUAAGAGCGGGCUAACGGUGGGCAGGUUUGAUGCGGAGGUGGCCUCCAAGGGGGGGUCGAAGUCCGCGAAGCGAUUGCAAAACCACACCAAGGGCGGGUUCGUCUUCUGCUGCCCACAUAGGGUCAUCUACGGCUUUCACGCCAUGCUCCGGGGCGAGUCACCUCGAGACCCCUUCACCGUGUUGUACACUCGACUGGAUCGACGGAACCUCCCCCGGUACAUGUUCUACGACAACGCGUGCAAGCUGCAGUCGUAUUGCAUGAGGCGUGAACCGGCUUUCUUCGCCGACGUUCGGUUCCUCGUCGACAGGUGA